GUUGAUGGACAUCUAAAAAUAAGUUCCUCUAUUUAUCUGUGACUAACACAUCACGAAAAGAAAAAAAAAAAAAAAACCCAAAACAUUUACCAGUGUAUGAAUUUGACCAAUUAAGGAGAUACAAUCAUGCUGAAUAGAUGGACUUAUUUAUUUCAAGUGUGAGUGAGUGGAAACCGGAGCCUGCUGCCUGCGUGCCUGCCUGGGUAUUUCGUUAAAGCACAUCAGCGGCCACUGCCAUGGCUGAACGCCGCGCCUUCGCCCAAAAAAUCAGCAGGACUGUGGCAGCAGAGGUCAGGAAGCAGAUAGCUGGCCAGUAUGGGGGCUCCCCACAACUAUUCAAAAACCUUAAUGUUGGGACCACAACAAGCAACACAGUUCCCCUCACAGAGGCGGUGGAGCCGGUGGAUUUUGAGGAGUACCUCAUCACUCACCCUCCCAUUGUUGAGUCAGGUCCCCUAAGGGAUCUGAUUGAGUUUCCCCCAGAUGACAUCGAGGUCAUUUACACACCCAGGGAGUGUCGCACAGUGGUACAAGCUGUCCCAGAGGAAGGGGACACUGAUCCUCACGUCAGAGACUGUGUCAGAUCCUACACAGAAGACUGGGCCAUCGUCAACAGAAAAUAUCACAAGCUUGGUACAGGCUUUAACCCCAACACUCUGGACAAGCAGAAGGAGCGUCAGAAGGGUCUGCCCAAACAAGUGUUUGAGGCCGAUGAGAUGCCAGACAGCAGCAGCUACCAGGAUGACCAGGAUGACCUAAAGCGGCGGUCGAUGUCUAUAGACGACACCCCACGCGGCAGCUGGGCCUGCAGCAUCUUUGACUUGAAGAACUCCCUGCCUGAUGCCCUCCUCCCUCACCUGCUCGACCGUGCUCCCAAUGAGGAGAUUGACAGGCACAACGAAGAGCAGCGCAAGGCCAACCGCCACCGCGAACUCUUCGCUCUGCACCCAGCCCUCGAUGAGGAGGAGCCUAUUGAGCGCCACUGUGUGCCUGAAGUACCUAAAGAGCACUUUGGCCAGAGGCUACUUGUCAAGUGCUUGUCCUUGAAGUUUGAGAUCGAAAUUGAACCCAUAUUUGCUAGUUUGGCCUUAUAUGAUGUCAAGGAAAAGAAAAAGAUAUCAGAGAACUUUUUCUUCGACCUGAACUCUGAGCAGACGAAGGCGAUGCUGCGUCCACACAUUCAGACAGCAGCCAUCUCUACACUGGCACGCUCUGCUAUAUUUUCCAUUACCUACCCCUCCCAGGAUGUCUUCCUGGUCAUCAAGCUGGAGAAGGUACUGCAGCAAGGCGAUAUUGGAGAGUGUGCUGAGCCCUACAUGGUCUUCAAAGAGUCAGACGCUGCCAAGAAUAAAGAGAAGCUGGAGAAGCUUCGCAGCCAGUCAGAGCAGUUCUGCCAACGUCUUGGCCGCUACCGAAUGCCCUUCGCUUGGACGGCCAUCCAUCUAAUGAACAUUGUUAACAGUGCUGGCAGUCUUGAGAGAGAUACAGAGCUGGAGAUGAGCCUCUCAGAGAGAAAAGGCUCAUGGUCAGAACGGAGGAACUCAAGCAUCAUGGGAAGGCGUUCCCUGGAGAGGACCACCAGUGGAGAUGAGUCAUGUAGUCUGACAGGCUUUAGACCUGCAACGCUUACCAUCACCAACUUCUUCAAACAGGAGGGGGACAGGCUGAGUGAUGAGGACUUGUAUAAGUUCCUAGCAGAUAUGAGAAGGCCCUCUUCAGUUCUGAGAAGACUCAGACCCAUCACAGCCCAGUUGAAGUUGGACAUUUCUCCAGCUCCAGAGAACCCCCACUAUUGCUUAACCCCUGACCUCCUGCAGGUUAAACCUUACCCAGACAGCAGGGUACGCCCCACCAGGGAGAUCCUGGAGUUCCCUGCCAGGGAUGUGUAUGUGCCAAACACCACAUACAGGAAUUUGCUGUAUGUGAACCCUCAGAGUCUUAACUUUGCCAACCGCCAAGGCUCUGCCCGCAACAUCACAGUGAAAGUGCAAUUUAUGAAUGGAGAGGAUCCAAACAAUGCAAUGCCAGUGAUAUUUGGGAAGUCCAGUUGUGCAGAUUUCUCUAAAGAGGCCUACACUGCUGUGGUGUACCAUAACAGAUCACCUGACUUUCAUGAUGAGAUCAAGAUCAAGUUGCCUGCGUCCCUGUCAGACCACCACCACAUCCUCUUCACCUUUUACCACGUCAGCUGCCAGCAGAAACAGAACACACCUCUGGAGACCCCUGUUGGAUACACGUGGAUCCCCAUGUUGCAGAAUGGGCGUCUACGGACAGGACACUUCUGUCUUCCCGUGUCUCUGGAAAAACCACCACAAUCCUACUCUGUUCUCUCCCCAGAUGUUCCCCUCCCAGGGAUGAAGUGGGUGGAUAAUCAUCGAGGAGUAUUCAAUGUGGAAGUGGUGGCUGUUUCAACCAUUCACACACAGGACCAGUACCUGGAUAAGUUCUUUGCCUUGGUACAUGCCCUGGAUGAGCACAUGUUCCCAGUGAGGAUAGGAGACAUGCGCAUCAUGGAGAACAACCUGGAGGCCGAGCUCAAGUCCAGCAUUGCAGCUCUAAACUCUUCCCAGCUGGAGCCAGUGGUUCGAUUCCUUCACCUCCUACUAGACAAGUUGGUGUUGCUUGUAGUGCGGCCCCCGGUCAUUGCGGGACAGAUAGUGAAUCUGGGCCAGGCAUCCUUCGAGGUCAUGGCAUCCGUAGUCAACCGGCUUCAUAAGUACCUGGACACCAGCCAGGACAUGCAUGGCCGCAACAGCCUGCUGUCCUCUUACAUCCACUAUGUCUUCCGUUUGCCAAGCGCUGACCCCAACUCACCAUCGCCAGACCCCAACUCAUCCUCAACAGGCCCAGGGGGGUUGGGAGGUUCGGUUCACUAUGCCACCAUGGCUCGCUCAGCUGUUCGACCAGCCAGCCUCAACCUCAACCGCUCCCGUAGCCUUAGCAACAGUAACCCUGACAUUUCCGGUACACCCACCUCUCCUGACGACGAGGUCCGCUCCAUCAUUGGCAGCAAGGCCAUGGAGCGCUGUGGCAAUCGCAUGUCUUCGCACACUGAGAGCGCCAGUUUCUUGCAAACUUUAACAGGACGGUUGCCCACAAAAAAGCUUUUCCAUGAGGAGUUGGCCCUCCAGUGGGUGGUGAGCAGUGGGAGCGUCAGGGAGGGCGCUCUACAACAGGCUUGGUUUUUCUUCGAACUCAUGGUGAAGAGCAUUAUCCACCACCUUUACUUCACUGACCGCUUAGAGUCGCCCAGGAAGAACCGUUUCCCAGAACGCUUCAUGGAUGACAUUACAGCCCUGGUCAGCACCAUAGCUGGCGACAUUGUGUCUCGCUUCCAGAAGGACCUGGAGCUUGUGGAGAGACUAAACACUAGUCUGGCCUUCUUUCUCAAUGACUUGCUCUCAGUCAUGGACCGAGGCUUUGUCUUUACCCUAAUCCGGGCAUACUGGAAACAGGUGUCCACAAAGCUUUACACUCUGCAGAACCCAACCCUGGAGUCUUUGAGGCUUGACUUCUUGAGAAUCGUUUGCAGCCAUGAACACUACGUCACCCUCAAUCUGCCCUGCAGCCUGCUCACUCCGCCUGCCUCACCUUCCCCCUCUGUUUCUUCAGCGACUUCACAGAGCUCUGGGUUCUCCACACAUGUCCAGGACCAAAAGAUCGCCAACAUGUUUGAACUGUCCGUCCCCUUCAGAGAGCAACACUAUCUGGCUGGACUGGUACUGUCUGAACUGUCUGUAAUACUGGACCCAGACAAUGAGGGGAUGUUUGGCUUACAUAAGAAAGUGGUGAGUGUCGUUCAUAACCUCCUGUCCAGCCACGACUCCGACCCACGCUACGCAGAUCCUGAGGUCAAGGCCCGGGUCGCCAUGCUUUACCUGCCUCUAAUUGGUAUCGUCAUGGAAACGCUACCGCAGCUCCAUGACUUUACAGAGUCCCAUAACCAGUGGGGUCGGCCAGGUGGUCCCCAGGGGGCAGCAGUGGGCAGCAGCGGAGAAGAGGCAGAAGGAGAGGGUAACAGCAUGAUCAGCCAGACUGUCGCCAUGGCGAUAGCAGGCACUUCCACCGCCUCCCCAAUGUCCCGACCAAGCAGCUUCUUGCUCAACUCGCAGGCGAGUCGUCAGCAUGGAAGCUUCUCUGCCGAAUCGAGUCGUAGUCUGCUCAUCUGUCUGCUGUGGGUGCUGAAGAACGCUGACGAACUGGUGUUACAGAAGUGGUUCACAGACCUGUCAGUGUCCCAGCUCAACCGCCUGUUGGAUCUUCUCUACCUCUGCGUCUCCUGCUUUGAGUACAAGGCCCAUGUUGUGUUCACCAUGCAGGGGAAGAAGGCGUUUGAAAGAAUGAACAGCCUGACCUUUAAGAAGUCCAAAGACAUGAAGGCCAAGCUGGAGGAGGCCAUACUUGGCAGCAUCGGGGCCAGACAGGAGAUGGUGCGACGCAGCCGUGGGCAGUUAGAGCGGAGUCCAUCUGGCAGUGCUUUUGGCAGUCAGGAGAACCUUCGAUGGAGGAAGGACAUGACCCACUGGAGACAAAACAGUGAAAAGAUGGACAAGAGUCACAGAUCAGUCAGGACCAGAGCCGAGUUGGAACAUGAAGCACUUAUUGAUGGUAACCUUGCAACAGAGGCCAACUUAAUUAUUCUAGAUACCUUGGAGAUCAUUGUACAGACGGUGUCAGUGACAGAAUCCAAGGAGAGUAUCUUGGGCGGGGUGCUCAAGGUGCUGCUCCACAGCAUGGCCUGCAACCAGAGCGCCCUCUACCUCCAGCACUGUUUUGCCACACAGAGGGCACUGGUUUCUAAGUUUCCUGAACUGCUAUUCGAGGAGGAGACAGAGCAGUGUGCUGACCUGUGUUUGCGACUACUGAGGAGCUGCAGCAGUAGCAUAAGCACCAUCAGGGCCCACGCCAGUGCUUCCCUAUACCUCCUCAUGAGGCAAAACUUUGAGAUCGGCAAUAACUUUGCAAGAGUGAAGAUGCAGGUGACCAUGUCUCUUUCCUCGCUGGUGGGAACAUCUCAGAAUUUUAACGAGGAGUUCCUGCGUCGCUCUCUGAAGACCAUCCUUACGUACGCAGAGGAGGACCUGGAGCUGAGGGAGACCACGUUCCCAGACCAGGUCCAGGACCUUGUGUUUAACCUGCAUAUGAUCCUCUCUGACACAGUGAAGAUGAAGGAGCACCAGGAAGAUCCUGAGAUGCUGAUAGAUCUCAUGUACAGGAUUGCAAAGGGUUACCAGACCUCUCCAGACUUGCGGCUGACAUGGCUCCAGAACAUGGCUGGGAAACACUCAGAGAGGAAUAACCACGCUGAGGCUGCUCAGUGUCUGGUGCACAGCGCUGCUCUGGUUGCAGAAUACCUGAGCAUGCUGGAAGACCGCAAGUAUCUGCCUGUGGGAUGUGUCACUUUUCAGAACAUUUCCUCCAACGUGCUGGAGGAAUCUGCAGUCUCUGACGACGUGGUGUCACCAGAUGAAGAAGGCAUUUGUUCAGGCAAAUACUUCACUGAGAUCGGUCUCGUGGGACUCCUGGAGCAGGCUGCUGCUUCGUUCUCCAUGGCCGGCAUGUAUGAGGCAGUAAACGAAGUGUACAAGGUACUGAUCCCUAUCCACGAAGCCAACAGGGAUGCAAAAAAGCUGGCCACCAUUCAUGGUAAACUACAGGAAGCCUUUGGGAAAAUUGUUCACCAGAGUACUGGCUGGGAGAGGAUGUUUGGUACAUACUUCAGAGUUGGAUUUUACGGUUCAAAAUUUGGCGACUUAGACGAACAAGAGUUUGUGUACAAAGAGCCCGCCAUCACGAAGCUGGCAGAAAUCUCUCACAGGCUGGAGGGUUUCUAUGGGGAGCGAUUUGGAGAGGACCAGGUAGAAGUCAUUAAGGAUUCCAACCCAGUGGACAAGUGCAAGCUGGACCCAAAUAAGGCAUUCGUCCAGAUCACAUAUGUAGAGCCGUACUUUGACACAUAUGAAAUGAAGGACCGCAUCACCUACUUUGACAAGAACUACAACUUGCGACGUUUUGUGUACUGCACGCCUUUCACCCUGGAUGGGCGGGCACAUGGGGACCUUCAUGAACAGUUCAAACGCAAGACCAUCCUCACUUCCUCCCACGCUUUCCCUUAUAUCAAGACACGGAUCAACAUCAUCCACAAAGAGGAAAUUAUUUCCACACCCAUUGAGGUGGCAAUAGAGGACAUGCAAAAGAAGACUCAGGAGCUGGCUUUUGCCACCCACCAGGACCCUGCUGAUGCGAAGAUGCUGCAGAUGGUCCUACAGGGAUCAGUUGGUACAACUGUCAACCAGGGUCCUUUGGAGGUGGCUCAGGUGUUCCUGUCAGAAAUCCCCAGUGACCCAAAACUGUACAGACACCACAAUAAGCUACGGCUCUGCUUCAAAGACUUCACCAAGAGGUGUGAAGAUGCCCUGCGUAAGAACAAGAGCCUGAUUGGUCCGGACCAGAAAGAGUACCAGAGAGAGCUGGAGAGGAAUUACCACCGGCUGAAGGAGGCGCUGCAGCCCCUCAUCAACCGCAAGAUCCCUCAGCUUUAUAAACCUGUACUGCAGGUCAACUCACACAGAGAUUCCUUCAGCCGAAUGAGUCUUCGCAAGCUUGACAUUUGAAGAUGAAGAGAAUACAGACACACAGACACCCACACACACACACGACAGAAAUUGCAAUAUUAAUUUAUUCUCAUGUGUAAAUAGGAGUGUCUCUUCAAAGUUGGUCGGUGUUUCUAAGACUGAGCUAAAAGAAAGGCUAAAAGUGUUGCGGCUUGGUACGUCAUUCCAGUGUCUUAAUUUGUUUACAGACGAACUGUUACACAAUCAGAGGGACGAACAAGUGGAUCUUAAAGAUUAAAGGGAUACCUUGGCAUUUAGAGUUUUCUUUGCUGGCCAUUUGUUACAGUAGGGGAACAAGUGUUAGUAUUUGUCCCUAUCCUACCUUAAAAAAAAAACGCUAAUAAUGUGAGCCUACGCUCUUUAAACCAACAGAAUUCUGCUGGCUGUAAAGUGAUCAAACACAGAAUGUGAAGAAUGCUCCGAGAUCCCAUUAUUUGUUUAUUAAAGUGCCAAAACCCCACAUUUUGACAAGUGACUGCAGAAAAGGUACGAUUUUAAAAGUCAAGGUGUCUUUUUGAUUAUGUACGAUGUGUCAAAAAAUCUGUAUUCAAUUUCAUGUGUGCACUUUUUUAUUACGGUCUAGCAAUGCAUUUUACAACUUGAAAGUUUAUGUAAUGCAGAACGGGGGGGAGUAAAAAAAAAAAAAAGAAAAAAAAAGAAAACAUGCAAAAAAUGGUACCGUUAUUUAUCAUGAUGCUUUAUUAUCAUUUUUAGUUGAAGCAACAAUGUUUUAAAGUUAGGUACUUUAAACAUCCUUGUAUAAUUUUAUGUAGUUUUGUUUUGUUUAUUUUAAAUAUUUUACUAAAUAAAUAUUUUAAUGUUCAGUUUGUGAAAACUGGUCAUUUUCUUGCUCCCUCACUGUGUUAUUUUUGUGUUUUGUUUAUGUAGGAUUAAAGUUAUGUUGGGGACAAAU
Xiphias gladius (swordfish) is the source of this 7527-nucleotide messenger RNA. It is a transcript of the gene dock7, whose product is annotated as dedicator of cytokinesis 7. Gene Ontology annotation, biological process: small GTPase-mediated signal transduction; axonogenesis; positive regulation of GTPase activity. NCBI's taxonomy places the organism in Eukaryota, Metazoa, Chordata, Actinopteri, Istiophoriformes, Xiphiidae. Gene Ontology annotation, molecular function: guanyl-nucleotide exchange factor activity. Bases 237 to 6614 code for a protein of 2125 amino acids. The record is from RefSeq and is a predicted model, not a curated record. The transcript is spliced from 52 exons.